Messenger RNA from Cannabis sativa, 1976 nucleotides. RefSeq names its product carbon catabolite repressor protein 4 homolog 5-like. The transcript is spliced from 2 exons. Gene Ontology annotation, molecular function: 3'-5'-RNA exonuclease activity. Lineage: Eukaryota; Viridiplantae; Streptophyta; Magnoliopsida; Rosales; Cannabaceae. The record is from RefSeq and is a predicted model, not a curated record. Bases 212 to 1600 code for a protein of 462 amino acids.
AUCUCUAUCUUUCUUCUGUGACUAACUCAUCACAGGUACCCUAACCUCGUUCACUGCUGAUCGGAGAGGGGGAAUUCCGUUUGCCUUCAUUACCACCUGCGCUUCCUCAUUGCUCGGAUAAACAAUUACUUUACUCACAGAUUCUUCCAAGCGUUUUAUUUAUAUUUUUGCUGGUAAACUUCCCUGCAGUUUACCCAGCAGUUUAUGCACCAUGAAACCACCUAAACGAUUACAACCACUGUCGGAGCACGCACAUGUUGUUCCUCUUUCUAAAUGCCGCCAUUCAUCAAAACGAUUCCAUAGCCAUCACAAAAAUAAAAGCACCUUAUCACCAGAAGCACAAACCAUCGCUUUGAAUCCUGAUCCACCUCGAUGCUUAGUCGGGUUUAAUAGUUACAAUGCCAUUUGCCGAUCUCAUCGGCGGCGCAAGAAGCAGUCUAUACUGGAGUCGAGUAGUACGAUGAACUCUAGAAAAUGGGUUUUCUCUUCGCGUGAUUCUUCAUCUUAUAGAGAUAAGGUUGUGAUUGUUUCUUAUAACAUAUUAGGUGUUGAAAAUGCAUCCAAUCAUGAAGACCUGUAUUGUAAUGUAUCACCAAAGUAUCUAAAGUGGGACAGGCGGAAGACACUUGUUUGCAAGGAGAUCAAGCAGUACAAUGCAAGCAUCCUAUGCCUUCAGGAGGUUGAUCGCUUUACUGAGUUAAAAGAUCUUUUUCAGAAAGAUGGAUUUAAGGGUGUUUACAAGGCACGGACUGGUGAAGCUUUUGAUGGAUGCGCUAUAUUUUGGAAAGAAGAAUUAUUUUCUCUUUUGCAUCAUGAGAGUAUAGAGUAUCAAGAUUAUGGUCUUCGCAACAAUGUUGCCCAACUUUGUGUUCUAAAGAUGAACGAACAUAUGCCAAAGUUAGAUGCUGAUACCCAAUCAAUCAUUCAACCUUUCCAAAACCGAACCUUCGUGAUAGGAAAUAUACACGUGCUUUUCAAUCCGAAACGUGGGGACAUCAAGCUAGGCCAGGUGAGACUACUUAUUGAAAAAGCAUCCAAGCUAUCACGUGAAUGGGGCUGCAUCCCUGUUAUACUUUGUGGAGAUCUAAAUAGCAUUCCACAGAGUCCUAUAUACCAAUUCUUGGCAUCAUCGAAGCUGGACAUUCGACUUUAUGAUCGCUGUAAAAUCUCAGGACAAAUCGAAGCUAAUUCAAAAUGCAAAUCCUUCAGGCCUUCAAAUGUGAAGAUAAGCAGCUUACCCGUGUCACAUAGAUGGAGUGAAGAAGAAUUAAGGCUUGCUACAGGCAGUGAAGUGACCACUCAUCUCAAGCACCAUUUAAAGCUUUGCAGUGCAUAUCUUGGUGCUUCUGGAAGUUGUAGAACAAGGGAUAAUUAUGGAGAACCCCUAGCAACAUCCUACCACUCCAAGUUUAUGGGCACUGUUGACUAUAUUUGGCAUACCGAGGAAUUUGUUCCUGUCAAAGUUCUUGAAACCUUGCCCAUUGAUAUCUUGAAAAGAACUGGAGGACUCCCUAGUAAGAAAUGGGGAAGCGAUCAUCUUGCUCUAGUUUGUGAACUAGCUUUUGUAGACAAGAGCGAUGAGCCCUUACGUCAGCAGUGACACUUAAAUAGGGGAAGGAGGCUACAACAGAGUGGAGUUCAUUAAUUGCGCUUUUCGUGUCGUGUCGUGGCAAUUUGUAACAUUGUCGAUGUGUUGCGUCCAAACCAUAUAUUUUUUGUGCUUGAUUGUGCUCGUGCCUCCUAGGCUUGUGCCUGUUUCGUGCCGUGUCAAAAAACACAGCCUAUAUUUACAACACUAGUUUUUAUACUUUCUGACAAUUUUGAUGUUGAUUGGGGUUAGAAUGAGGAUAUAUUUAUGAUAUAUUUACUUAUUUGAAGUUGAUUGGAUCGAAAUAAGAAUGGGUAUGUAUUGUGGUACGGUUUUGGUUAGCAUCACAUAUUAUAUGGUUUGAAUAUAUUUAUAUUGUUUCUUUAAC